Molecule: messenger RNA, 1233 nt
Organism: Gaeumannomyces tritici R3-111a-1
Lineage: Eukaryota; Fungi; Ascomycota; Sordariomycetes; Magnaporthales; Magnaporthaceae
Exons: 4
Coding region: 1-1233 (410 amino acids)
Source: RefSeq, a predicted model, not a curated record
AUGAUGCUACUUCCUCCGUUUAGGCCUUGCUCCAUCCUCCAUCUGCCAUCAAAACCACCUGACCACCUGCGUUUCUGCCCAUGGGGCCACGGCCGCAACUAUCAUAGUGAUGAGCGCCCGUUGCGUACAGCUACUCUAUGCCGCCCGCACACGUUUGGAAUUCAAGUCAAGGAGGUCGGUAUCGCGAGCCUCGCUACUGCUGCUGCUGGAGGUUCCCGGAGCCGCCACGCACGCGAUAACGCCAAGGGCGACUUGGACGCCGAGUUCGUCGAGAUGUCAAAAUACAGACAAGUCUCCAUCUUCGCAAACUGCCGGCCCUUCAGCGGGUACUGGGCCAUGCCGCCGCCCAACGCGCAGUGCGCGACGCUGCAGCGCUAUUCUGUGGUGCAGGCCUGCUUCAACAUCUCGAGCGACCUGCUGAUGCUCUGGGUGCCCAUCCCGCUCAUCCUCAAGGCCAUGCUGCUGUCCAUCUUUUCCUUCGGCGGCUUCGUGAUCGUGGCCGCCGUGCUUACAAAGGUCUUUAACUUGUCCAACGUCUGGGACCCGCAGCAUAUGCUUUGGUACAUGCGCGAGGCCUCGGUCGCCAUCUACGUCGCCAACAUCCCCGUCCUGUGGCCCGUUCUGCGCGACUGGUGCCCCUGCCUGCGCCGUCUAUUCGCCGGGGGCGCGCGCGUCGGCGAGUCCACGCUCUACCGCCGCAAGCUCGGCAUCUUCUCCUCAUGGAGCGGCAGCGGCGGCACGACAGCCGUUUCGCGGACGGCGCCGGGCGGCGCCGGCGAGUCGAGGCGCGGCUUCCGUAGCUGGCCUAGGACGGGCUGUCACAGCGUCAUGGAGCACGGCAUGGAGAUGGGCCUGAAGGACGUCGGCGGAGGGGGAGGAGCAGCAGGAGGCGGGUCGCGCGGCCGCGGCGGGAGCUCGAGCAUGGAGCGCAUACUGGCACCGCUCCCGCCCGCGUGCCUGGCGCCGCCGCUGUCGCCUGCCGAGGUGCUAGCUUUUGCGGGCCUGAACAGGUCCGAGGUGCGCGCGCUCGAGACCAAGGACAGGACGCUGGCGGAAUUUCCGGGCGGCGGCUUCUGCGCCAGCGCGAUACACGUCCAGCGCACGGUCGAGGUUACGGCCGAGGACAGGGACCAGGACGCGGCCCUGGACGGCCGGCGCGGCGGCGCCGACAUCUACAACUGGGAGCAGAACGGAGCUUCGAACCACCGCGUGGGCGUAUACGCUGGCAGGUAG